CAUUACAUAUUCAUAUGAGUAGUGCCAUGAAUAAUGCACUGAAAGCAUUAGAUGAAGGGUUUCUCACAGUUCAAAGAGGCAAUGUACAGAUAAAGGGAAAGGGGCUACAAAAAACAUAUUGGUUGGUAGGAAAGAAGUCAUACAAGAAAACCUUACCUGAUUCCAUGUUAAGAUUUCAUAUUCAAGAAGAAAUAUCCGAUUCAAGGCCGACAACUCCGUCUGUAAAAUCUUUUGGAUUUGACGAUAGUAUGUAUACGGGAUUGUUACGCAAACCGUCCAUAGCUACCAACCAAUCUUCCACAUCUCUUAACAGUAUAAUGUCAGAUACCCGCUCUGAAGUCAUUAACAACGAACUUUUAUCAGUCGAUGAACCAUUUAGAUUUGAAUAUCACCACAGUGAAUGCAGUUUAGAUAAUCCCGAUAUAGCUGAAGAAGGACUUACACUGAAUGUACCAAGAAUUGAACUGACUGAAAUGACUUAA
This is a messenger RNA of Lottia gigantea (owl limpet), 482 nucleotides long. RefSeq lists its product as hypothetical. NCBI's taxonomy places the organism in Eukaryota, Metazoa, Mollusca, Gastropoda, Lottiidae. The record is from RefSeq and is a predicted model, not a curated record. The annotation marks the transcript as partial. The transcript has 3 exons.